AUGCCUUACGAUACCAAGAAGGAGAUUCUGGCCCUUGGGGCCAUGGAUCCUGAAUUGAAAGCUCUCCUUGAAGCACACCCUCCUCCCCCGAUGAAAUUCACUACGAUGCAGGCCCUGAGAGAGGAUGUUAAAGAUCGUACCCUGCAAGCCAUCGAGGCGCUUGGUCCUCCACCAUCCUCCGUCAAGCAAACCGAUAUCACAUAUGAAACCAUAGACGGCACCGAAUUGCGCGCCCGACUUUACCAACCUACAUCACCGUCAGAUAAUGGCAGUCCCUUGAUUGUGAUGUACCACGGCGGUGGCUUCUGCCUGGGCAUUCCCGAGUCAGAAGAAAAGGCUUGUCGAGAUUUUGUACGAGCAUUUAACGCUGUGUGUGUGUCACCUGCAUACCGCCUGGCGCCGGAAUUCCCUUUCCCCCAAGGCCCCAAGGAUGCCUGGGACGCUCUCAGAUGGGCCGCAGAAAGCGCAUCCUCAUGGGGCGCCGACCUUUCCAGGGGUUUCAUCGUCGGAGGGACAUCAGCUGGCGGCAACCUCGCUUGUGUUGUAACCCAUCUAGCGCGCGAUGAGGGGCUAACCCCGCCUCUGACGGGACAUUACCUUUGCAUUGCUGGGCUGGUCCCUCCUUCUCGGAUGCCGGAUAGGUACAAGAACUGGGCGCACAGCUAUGAGCAAAACAAAAUGGACCCAAUCAACGGACAGGCCGUGAUCGACGUCUUUACGGCCGCGUACAAGCCAGACCUGGACGAUGGCGUGUACAAUGGUCCUCUAAUACACCCCAACGGCCGCGCAGGCCUACCACCGGCCUUUUUGCAAGUCGACGGGGCAGACACCUUGCGUGACGAUUCGUUGAUAUACGAAAGAAUAUUGCGAGAAGAGCACGGGAUCGAGACCAGGAUGGUCGUCUACCCGGGUCUCCCUCACGCCCAUUGGGCUUUCUUCCCUACUUUGAAGGCGAGUGCCAAGUUCUGGCAGGAUCAGCUAGAAGGAAUGGGGUGGUUACUGGAAAGAACCCCUGCAACGGCGAAAGUCUAG
Molecule: messenger RNA, 1032 nt
Organism: Cladophialophora psammophila CBS 110553
Lineage: Eukaryota; Fungi; Ascomycota; Eurotiomycetes; Chaetothyriales; Herpotrichiellaceae
Exons: 2
Coding region: 1-1032 (343 amino acids)
Molecular function (GO): hydrolase activity
Source: RefSeq, a predicted model, not a curated record